Molecule: messenger RNA, 7775 nt
Organism: Taeniopygia guttata (zebra finch)
Lineage: Eukaryota; Metazoa; Chordata; Aves; Passeriformes; Estrildidae
Source: RefSeq, a predicted model, not a curated record
AGCCGGCGCCCCCGCAGGUGCCGGGGCAGGCGGGCCGGGGGCCGCGGCGAGGGGGAGAAGUUGCUGGCCGCGGAGUUGUGGCGCUGCGGGGCCGCGGCCGGAGCUGCAACAGGCGCUGCCGCCCGCCCCGCUCCGCUCCGCUCCGCUCCCCCGCUCGCACUCGCUGGCCUGAGUCACCGCCCGGCACCGGGCGCGCUCGCACUCACUCACUCACUCACUCUCACACACACACACACACACUCACACACAGACACACAGAGGCUCUCCCUCGUACACGCGCGCACCGAUCCUUGGCAUUUUUCACAUUUUUUGUUGUUUUGUUGUUUUGUUUUUGUUCCCCCCCGCGGGGAAGCGAGCCAGCCGGGAGCAGCCCCGGGCCGGGCGCAGCGGCUCGCAGCGCUCCGCAGCCAUCCCCGGGCGGCCCGGCCUGGCUGGCCGCGCUGCCCCCGGCUUUGCCUCCCUCCCCUCGCUUGUUUUUCCUCUAAAAGAUGAAAGAAGGAAUGUCCUUUCUCGCUGCUGCUUCUCCUUCUCCAGAGCUGCUGCCGCCGCCGCCGCUGGUUAAUUGCACAUUCAAGUGGAAAAUUUUCGGGAGUCAGCAGAAACAUUGUAUCCAAAAAAGACAAAGUCGCAGUUACAGCAACACCGAGGAGAUUGUCCCUGGAAAACUUCCUUUCGGUUUAUCCCCUUGAAGACUCCAGGCUUAGGCUUGGAGACCCCAAGCCAUCACCAUUGAGCCCAGCAGCUGGAGCGGCAGCGAGAGUCCUGCCGAAGACAUUGAAAGAAUGAGUGAUUCUGCAGAUAAACCCAUUGACAAUGAUGCAGAAGGUGUCUGGAGUCCUGACAUUGAACAGAGCUUUCAGGAGGCUCUAGCUAUCUAUCCACCAUGUGGGAGGAGGAAAAUCAUCUUAUCAGAUGAAGGCAAAAUGUAUGGUAGGAAUGAAUUGAUAGCCAGAUACAUCAAACUUAGAACAGGGAAGACACGGACCAGGAAGCAGGUGUCUAGUCACAUACAGGUCUUAGCAAGAAAGAAAGUUCGAGAAAUUCAAGCCGCCAUUAAGGUGUCUAGUCACAUUCAGGUUCUUGCCAGAAGGAAAUCUCGUGAUUUUCAUUCCAAGCUGAAGGAUCAGACAGCAAAGGACAAAGCACUCCAGCACAUGGCAGCAAUGUCAUCAGCUCAGAUAGUCUCAGCUACUGCUAUUCACAACAAGCUGGGCCUGCCAGGAAUUCCCCGUCCUACAUUUCCUGGGGCACCUGGGUUUUGGCCAGGCAUGAUUCAAACGGGGCAGCCUGGAUCCUCGCAAGACGUCAAGCCAUUUGUUCAGCAGGCCUAUCCUAUACAGCCAUCAGUCACAGCUCCCAUUUCAGGCUUUGAGCCCACAUCAGCUCCAGCUCCCUCCGUCCCUGCGUGGCAGGGCCGAUCGAUUGGUACGACCAAGCUCAGGCUGGUGGAGUUUUCAGCUUUCCUUGAGCAGCAGAGGGAUCCUGAAUCAUACAACAAACACCUCUUCGUGCACAUUGGACACGCCAACCAUUCUUACAGCGACCCCUUGCUCGAGUCGGUGGACAUUCGUCAGAUUUACGACAAAUUUCCCGAAAAGAAGGGCGGGCUGAAGGAGCUCUUUGGGAAGGGGCCUCAGAAUGCUUUCUUCCUCGUCAAAUUCUGGGCUGACUUAAACUGCAACAUCCAAGAUGAUACAGGAGCAUUUUAUGGAGUCACCAGUCAGUAUGAGAGCUCGGAAAACAUGACAAUCACCUGUUCCACCAAAGUCUGCUCGUUUGGAAAGCAAGUAGUAGAAAAAGUAGAGACUGAAUAUGCAAGGUUUGAGAAUGGCCGGUUUGUGUACAGGAUAAACCGCUCUCCGAUGUGUGAAUACAUGAUCAACUUCAUACACAAGCUGAAGCAUUUACCAGAGAAAUACAUGAUGAACAGCGUCUUGGAAAACUUCACAAUUUUAUUGGUGGUAACAAACAGGGAUACACAAGAAACCCUGCUCUGCAUGGCUUGUGUGUUCGAAGUGUCCAACAGCGAACAUGGAGCACAGCACCACAUCUACAGGCUUGUAAAGGACUGAGCAGUUAUUUAUAUAUACACUUCAUUUCACUUCUUUAUCAAAACACAGACUGUAAACCUCAACACUAAGUGGCAGUGCCUCUGGCCCAACUUUCACCCACAUUUUUCUAAAUCCUGUUUUAGUGAAGUCAUUUUUAAUGUGUUCAUAUAUAAUUGUAGCUGUGAAAUUCUGGUACAGUUGUAAAAAUUAUUUCUAAAACUUAAGUGUUCUUCAAAUUUGUAAACCACAGUUCUUUGGGAAGACUGUAUUUAAGAACCUAAUGCCUCUGUCUGUGGAGGCCUAUUUUUAAUUCUGAUAGAAAAAUGUAUGACAGAGCAUUUGCCAUGGGGAAAAACUGACAGCAUUUAUAAGAAUUUAUUUUGGGUUUUUUUUCCAACAUGAAAUACUUGUUUUACAAUGCAAGUGAAAUUGAAACGAAUCUUUAGCUAUAACUGUAAAUGAGUACACAAAGUUAGUAAUCUUUAUAGAAUUAUCUUUGUAACUAAUUAGGGUGGAAGAUAUGGACGAAUGUAAUUCACUAAAUUAUUUUUUAAAAUGAAACAUUUUUCUGUUUGAAACCAAAUGAAAAAUAUAGCCUUAAGAAAUGCCUGAUAGAAACAGACAGGUCCUAAAAUUAGGCAAAUUUUGUAUUUUUUUCUCAACGUUAAAACUAAUCUUCUAAUCCAUUAAACUUUCAAACAGGUAUUGCAGAGAAAGAAAACAUCACCCCUUUACCCCUAACAUAUCUAGUGUAUUUUAAAAGAGUAUAAAGUUGUAUUGUACUAAUAUGAAAAUUUGAUUAUUUAAUGAAAAAGAUGGCUCAUUUUGCAAUAAGUAGGUAAAUACUGAAGAUUUAGACUUGCAUUAUAUGUAGUCUUGUGUGCAAGGUUAUAUUUUAUACGGACAACUAUGUUUUCUAAUAAGUUGAGCAAAAAACUUGCAACUCUGAAGUCAAGAGGUGAACGGAAACAACUGACAUUGCGACAGCAUCGUUUGCAAACAGAGAGCAGAACACUGAUGUGUUUGAAAGAAGAGUGUGUACACCUCUGAAAGGAUCAGCAGCUUUAAUAUCUGUGAGACGCUAGAAAAUCACAACCAACAUCAGGCAAAGAAGAUUGGAAAGUGGAGAAUUCUAUUUUUCUUCUCCUUUUCCUCUCAAUCACGGUGCUCUUACACCUCUCCCAGUUGUCUCUUCAGGUCUGACAAAGACCUUAUCUGAAACAAACACACGCCUGCCACGUGGGGUUUGCUGUCCUCUUGGAAAGUGUUCAUCCCAGUGGUAGUGUUCAUCCUUCCGAUAAAUUCAGGGAAGACUCCAGGAAGUGAAGCACAGCUGGAGAUGUUUGGAUACUGUCAGGCUUCGCACCACGGCCGCGGGUGUGAGCGGCUGUCGGGGUCUGCGCCCGUGAGAGCAGCGGUGUCACCCCUCCCGCUCAGGACAGAGGUGCUGCUCAGCUCCUCUCCCCCUGCUGCCCCUCGUUGCCCAAGCAGAAGUUGUUUGGGAAGGUGCUGGGCCAGCAGAGGCUUCUCGGGCAAAACGUUUGUCUGAAAGGCUGAGGGCUGCCUGACCAAGCACAUGCCACCUUAGGGAUCAGCGAUGAGUUAUCAGCAAAGAGGGUUCUUAGGAGAGUCUCAAAGGUCAGGUUUAGCAGGCCCCUCCUCCCUACUCCUUACGAUUCAUUCCUGUGACCAGCACAGUUCCCAUGCACAAUGCAAGCAUCAAAUUUACUCCCGGGCCCACUGCCGUAGUCUUCAAACAAGCAACUCUAAUCCUUUUCUUUAAAUUAUAUUCCUGCACAGUCCUUUGGAAAUGUCUGGACUAAACUAGAGCCUAGGCGAGGUAGUGGGUCAGACCAGGACCAUCCCUAACGCUGGUGAGGUUUUGGGUUUGAGGAGGAUGCAAACAUCACCAAGGGGAAGGAAGACUGCUUUAAUUCUUCAGCCUGAUCCGACUGCAUGAGGUGGAUGGUUUGGAUGGUUGCUGUGAUGUCUAGCUGUUACCUGCUUGUGGAUAUUAGGGCUGAUGAUCUUUCAGUUGAUACUCUGCGAAGUGAACAGAGAAACGUGUCCAUGGCAAGGUCUCUUUUAGCGCUCAUUUUUAACACUAACAAUCACAUCAGGAAAAGCACUGCAUUGUAACAGCCUAACGGUAGCCCUUUAUUCUAAGCACUUGGUGUUACAAGUCAAAAACUACUUUUUGGUUUUUGUUCUAAAGUUGUCUUUUAUUUAGGGUUUGAAUUGUGGGUUUGGUGAUUUUUUUUUUUUUAAUAACAAGCAAAUUCUUUAAGGCAUAUAAAAUAUGUAAGUCAAUUUGCAAAACCACGUACAGUUUUUGGUUGGUUUUUUUUUUUUUUUUGGUAGGAUCUGGCACACUACAUAUGCCAUAACUGUAGGGUAUAAACAGUCACAAUGUUUAUUGGUGUUCACAUAUGUAAUGUUAGGGAAACUACUUCCAUCGUCUUUUCUUUACAAUUCUGUAAAUGAUCCAUACCCUGUAUAUGUUAAUUCUAAAAAGCCUUAAUCCUUCAACUGUUGAGUGUGGGGUGUGUAGUCCAACAGGCUGCCUGUAAACUGUGAGCUCUUUUGUAAGCUGGAAGUACUUAUCUUGUUACUGUUACUUUUUUGUAGGAACCUUUUAAUUGAGAGCUGCCAAAGCAUUACAAUAUGCAGUGCCUUAGCAUUAUAUUAGAAGUACCUUUUAGCCUCUGAAGAUUAAAUUUUAUAUGUUGUUUUCUUAAUUGGUUCCAUUUUUUAAAUAUCCGUAUUUUUCCCUGCAGAAACGCUCUUUGACUGCUUGGUCUAAACCAGCUGUCUGUACAAGUCAGUCCCAUUGCAGUGAGAUGCCUAUACCAAAAGGAAAGGUUACAGAUCCCCUAGUUCUCCGUGAAAAGUGAAUUGUAUUAACGAAUGCUGCCUUUUUAAAUUUCAUGACCAAAUAAUUAAUUGUGACUCUUCUGCACUCUAGCAUGAAAGUGCCUUUGGUUUGAAAUUCCAGCUUAGAAAAGUGCUGCCAUAAUAAUGACAAUUUGUAGAGAGACCAAAAAUAUUUAGUUAUCACCGUAAUGCCUUUGGUUUAUUGGAAUAAGUUGAAUCUACAGGCCUCCAUUCACAAAAGAGCACCAUUCAUAGCAAAGGGAUUUUGCUAAUGAUCAGCCUGCUGAAGAAAAAUCUACUGUUUGCCAUUUCUGACAGCAUUGCAAACCAGCAACUGAUUUGUCUGUGAUAUAAAAAUGAAGAUAUUCCCAUUUAUAUUCUCUUCAUCCAGUCACACAUCUGCAUAAUGAGAGAUCCAUAUCCUACAGAAUUUCAGUGGACAAGCAUGGCUUCAUCAAUCUCCUCUAAUAAUAUUUUUGGUAUCUGUGGAGAUUCUUUGCUUAGGCAGAAGAUUUUGUUUACAAAGUUGUGCGUGCUGAAGGUCGGAUGCAUAGAACAAGAGGAGCAUGGAAAACUGAGCAUAGGGAGGGUAAAUGCAAUCAUGUGGGUUUAAGCACUGGAGUGUUGAGUGUGAGCAUUGUGGAUGAAGGUGCUGCUGGGGAAACUCUGGCCAGCACGACUCAAAACACAGGGUUGUUUUGUUUUCCUCCUAGGUGAUGUCUUGGGGGGAAAAAAAAAAUAGCUCCUCUUAAUAAUGUGUCUGGUUUUGAUACAUUCUGUGAACGGGGGCCAUACUCUCCACCACAACUGAAAUCAAUGGGAAGAGGAGCAACAUUUUAGAAGGAACAAAUAUCAGCAAAACCAAAAGCUGUCAGAGGGAUUAUAUAGUUGUGAAUACAAUGUUAACUUGAUUUUUAAAGUAUUUGAUGAAAACUUAAGAGUAACUUUUUAUAUAGAGAAAUAUUGUGACACUGUGUGGUAAAUAUUGUGAUAAUUCAAAUUCCCUUUCUCUAAAAUAUUAUUUUUGUUAUUCCUUCAAGGUCUAAAUCUCACUUACCUCUAUAAGACAAGUAAUCCUGUUGAACUCGAUGAGACUGAGGGAGGGCAAAGACACUUCUGGCCCACAAGCAGAACAUACUUUUUCAGUUAUUGCCAAACAUUUUGGCUGUACUAGUCAAUGUUUGUGACAAGCUAUACCUCUGUCUCAAUCAAACAACCAUAAUGGUACCAUUUGGGGCUGUUAAAAAUCACUACUAACAAAUGUAGUUUUACUUACUUGAAUUCCAAACUGAUUUUGUUUAGGUACUGCACCACUAUUUUGAAGGAAUCGCAGAUCCAAUGCCUGUUUCUCUCUUUCCCUCUCCACCACAGCUACAGCUCAGCUUGGCAGUGGCUCGUCCCGUGGGUUCCCACGGGAUGGGCUGUUGGGAAUAAUGAAGGGUGUACAUUAAUGUUGAAUGUAAGUAACUGGCCAGUCCGAGGCAGAUACGACAUUUGAUGUGCUAAUCCAUAUCUAUUUAUUUUUCCACUGCGAGUCCUGGGGCACGCCUGCUGCCUGAAGCAGUGCCCCUGGGAGUUUCCUGGAGCCCUCAGUCAGUCACGCUGAGAGCCCUGAUGUUGUCCCCCCUUUCCUUUUCCCACGAGGAUACAUGUGCCCGGGCACAGGCGGAUGUGAGGAGUCGAGCCCGGCUUUGUCCUUUGCUCAGGAUGAUCUCCUUUCCCCCUCUUACCUUUCAUAACCAGAUGUUUAGCCCCCCCCCAAGAAAGAUUGAGGCUGAAUAAGUCAAAGUACAAGAAACACUCUGGACAUCUUCAUCUUUUAACUUUUCAGGUCAUUCUUGCUGAGAUCAUGUAAUUAGUUUUAGUGUGUAAAUUAAAUCUUAAAUGCACUCAGUUGACUAAAAGGAGAUGGAUCCCUGUUACCUCCUUACAGAAUAUGUGUUUUUGUUUUUGUUUUGUUUUGUUUUGUUUAUGGGCCUCUGAUUCAGGCUCAUGACUGCAGACAAAAAAUACAAUAUGUGCCUGAAAAAAAAAAAGACAAAAGAAUUUUAUAACAUUGAAAACCUGAAUAGCCUUUAAUUCUUCAGUACAUUUUAUGUAAAACAGGUUGGGUUUUUGUUUUGUUUUGGGGUUUUUUUGCCAUGUGCAUUUGUUCACAUUUGUAAAUGACUUAAUGGAAUUCUCACUUUAUGUUUAUUUGUGUAAUGUGUAUAAAAUGGGUUUGUGACUUAAGCAUAUUCAUAUAUGGUCAGUGGUUACUUUAAUAUUGUACUGCUGCUGGUAACUUUUGAUGUAGAACUUGCCUUUUGAUGAUAAAGUACCUCUAGGUUAGACAGUGAGGGAAGGCUCUUGGGAAAAACUGAAUGUUCUCCAAUGUUUUCUUCACAUAUUUGCAGAAGCUUUCAAAAGGAGUUUCAGUCAAACCUCUUGGCAGUACAGUAUUCUUGUAUUUGUUAUUGUCUGUGUGUAGGUACUGGUACCUUUUUUUUUUUUUUUUGUUUAAAAUGUUUUAAGUGUUGGCUUUAAAGUGACUUUAUCUUUAGUAUGAUAGUAAUAUGAAAAUUAUAGGUUUUGUGUGCAGAGAAUUUUUUUAUAAAGUGCUUUGUAAAAAAAAAAUGUAUUCUAGCUUUCGCGGUACAUAUGUGUGAUAACUUUAAUAUCCAUGACAGUUAAGUGCAAUUAUUUCAUCACUCUAAAAAUGCUAUUUUUGUGUCGGUUACUGCAGGUGUUUUCAUGUCUUUGCAAAGUGACACAUUUUGAUGCCUUCUUGAUAAAGUGGUAGAAUUUUUGUAGCUUUCUAGAAACUUUGUAUUCAUACAGUAUCAAUUGAAAAUAAAGAAAAUGAAAGUG